Messenger RNA from Paraphaeosphaeria sporulosa, 1793 nucleotides. Its product is annotated as ClpP/crotonase. Lineage: Eukaryota; Fungi; Ascomycota; Dothideomycetes; Pleosporales; Didymosphaeriaceae. The record is from RefSeq and is a predicted model, not a curated record. Bases 51 to 1793 code for a protein of 580 amino acids. Gene Ontology annotation, molecular function: propionyl-CoA carboxylase activity. The transcript has 2 exons.
UGCGUUGAUACACCAAAGUCGUUGAAAGAAUAUUGGCAUCUUGGUCCACAAUGGGAAAGGACGAUACAGACGCGUCGACGUCAUCUGCAGGCGCAAAGGAACGGCUCAAACAAAUAUCUGCGCACGUUGAGCCCAACACGCAGAGAAAGCGACGAAGACGACGUCCUGAUUCCGAACUUCCUGCGGACUACUCGGAUAUUCUCGGCCAGAUCGCUGCGCUCCGCAAUAUCGCCGCGACGCCAGAUCCGAACAACAGAGGCUAUGUGCGACAGAAACAGGCGGGCAAGCUAUGGGUGCGGGAGCGCGUCGAACAAUUAUUGGAUCCUGGGAGCUUCCAAGAGGUUGGCAGUGUGAGCGGCACGGUCAAGUGGAAGCAAUUGGGAGGCAUCAAGGAAGAGCCCGAGGAUUAUGUGCCCAGCAACAAUGUACAGGGCUUUGGGAGACUGAAAGGGAGGAAGAUUGUGUUCACAGCAGACGACUUCUCCAUCAGGGCAGGCCAUGCGGAUGGUGCGCUGAUGGAGAAGACGAUAUACAUGGAGAAGCUCGCUAUAGCUUUGCAGCUCCCCAUUGUCAAGCUCGUGGACGGGUCUUCUGGCGGAGGAUCAGUGACUACUAUCAGUAAAACCGGCUUCUCCUACGUGCCACCUCUCCCCUCGUUUGCCCAGGUCGUUCAGCAACUGAACAUGGGCAUCCCCAACUUGGGAGCUGUAGUUGGCCCAGCAAUUGGUCUGGGAGCUGCACGUGUUGUAGCAUGUCACUUCUCCGUUAUGGCUGCCGACAUAGGAUCUCUUUUCAACGCAGGUCCGAAUGUGGUCAAGAACGCAACGUUCGAAGAGGGCUUGUCUCUGACCGACCUAGGCGGACCUGCUAUGCAUUGCACCAAUGGAACGAUCGACAACCUUGCUCCCGAUGAGGCGGGUUGCUUUGAGCAGAUCCGCACCGUCCUCAGCUAUCUUCCUGACUCUGGCACCAAGCUACCUCCAGCGAUCGAAGUUUCCGACCCGAUCGAUCGUAUAUCUGAAUCGCUUCGAUCCAUCAUCCCUCGUGCUCGGAACAGAAUGUACAACCCACGAAAGAUCAUCACCGAAGUCGUGGACCAGGGCUCCUUCUUCGAGAUUGGCGCGCUCUGGGGCACCACGGCCAUCGUUGGUCUCGCUCGCUUGGCUGGUCGUUCCGUCGGUAUCGUGUCGCUCAACUGCGAAGUCAAUGCGGGAGCGCUCGAUGCCCUCGGCUCGCAAAAGAUUACGCGCAUGCUGAAGUUCCUCGAUGUGUUCAACAUCCCGCUCAUCCAGUUCGUCGAUGUUCCAGGAUAUGCCAUCGGAACAGCAGCAGAACGGUCUGCAACUAUGCGACAUGGUGUACAGCUCGCUACCACAUACUACAGCACCACUAUGCCCAUCUUUUCUGUAAUUGUGAGGCGUGUAUACGGGGUCGCUGGCGGCAUCAUGCUCGACUGUCGCGAUCCGCGGAUGAGGGUUGCCUGGCCUUCUGGGAUGUGGGGCUCUUUGCCAUUAGAGGGUGGGAUAGAGGUUGCGCAUUCUUAUGAGCUCAAAGAGAUCGAGAAGAAGGAAGGCAAGGAGAAGCGCGAUGCAAAAUACAAAGAGUUGGAAGAUGAGUAUCGGCGGUUGAUGAAUCCUGUUCGAACGGCGAACCAUUUCGGCAUCGAAGAGAUUAUCGAUCCGGCCUAUACGAGAAGAGUCUGCUGCGAGUGGGUCAGUCAUGUCUACGAGAAUCUCUUACCGGAGAGGAUUAUGGAGAGAGUGGCUGGACGGGUUAAGCCUACAUUUGCAUAG